Molecule: messenger RNA, 867 nt
Organism: Lachancea thermotolerans CBS 6340
Lineage: Eukaryota; Fungi; Ascomycota; Saccharomycetes; Saccharomycetales; Saccharomycetaceae
Gene: SSO1
Product: syntaxin
Exons: 1
Coding region: 1-867 (288 amino acids)
Biological process (GO): intracellular protein transport; exocytosis; vesicle fusion
Cellular component (GO): endomembrane system; plasma membrane; SNARE complex
Molecular function (GO): SNAP receptor activity; SNARE binding
Source: RefSeq, a predicted model, not a curated record
AUGAGUUACAACAAUCCAUAUCAAAACGAUAACCCGUAUACCGAGAACUAUGCUAUGCAGGACAGUGUAGGACACGCACAGUCCGGAGGGGACUUCGUGACGUUUAUGAAUGGCAUAAACCAGAUCAAUGUGGAGUUGGACGAUUAUGCCAACCUUAUCAACCAAAUCGAUUCGAGCCAAAGAAGACUUUUGACGGAAGUCAAUGAAGACCAAGAGUUGGCCAUGAGACAGCAUCUUGACGGCCUCGUUUCGCGUGCGUCUGAUUUGCAGUAUCAGUUGAGAAACAAGAUAAAAAGUGCACAACAACAGGGUGCCUCGGACCCCAGCAAACAGGCACAAGCAGAGAACUCGAGGCAGCGGUUCUUGAAGUUGAUCCAGGACUACCGGAUUACCGAGGCUAAUUAUAAAGAGCAAAAUAAAGACCAAGCCAAGAGACAAUACCGCAUCAUUCAGCCCGAGGCGACCGAUGACGAAGUUGAAGCGGCCAUCAGCGAUGUGGGAGGACAACAAAUCUUUUCGCAGGCCCUCCUGAACGCGAAUAGACGUGGGGAGGCCAAGACCGCCUUGGCCGAGGUCCAGGCCAGACACCAGGAGUUGCUGAAGUUGGAGAAGACCAUGGCUGAGCUGACCCAGCUAUUUAACGAUAUGGAGCAGCUUGUUAUCGAGCAGCAGGAAAACAUUGAAGUAAUUGACAAGAACGUUGAGGACGCCCAGCAAGAUGUCGAGCAGGGUGUCGGCCACACCAACAAGGCCGUGAAGAGCGCCAGAAGGGCACGUAAAAACAAGAUCAGAUGUAUCCUUAUCUUGGUCGUGAUCGUGAUCGUCAUUGUUCUCGCCAUUGCCCUGCCCCUGGGUUUGAGGAAAUGA